Malania oleifera is the source of this 2521-nucleotide messenger RNA. Its product is annotated as putative kinase-like protein TMKL1. The transcript has 3 exons. NCBI's taxonomy places the organism in Eukaryota, Viridiplantae, Streptophyta, Magnoliopsida, Santalales, Ximeniaceae. Gene Ontology annotation, biological process: protein phosphorylation. The record is from RefSeq and is a predicted model, not a curated record. Gene Ontology annotation, molecular function: protein kinase activity; protein binding; ATP binding. Bases 341 to 2380 code for a protein of 679 amino acids.
CCUGCACUCCAUCGUCUCUCUCUCUCAAAGAAAAGAUUGCAUGUGUAGGAAAGCAAUAAUCUGCAAUUCCAAAGGCGAGCGUGCAGGGAAGCUAAAUUAUAGAAAAGGUGAAAGACAUUUUGGGUUUUGUAAAACAAAGAAGAACCAUGCUAUGGAUUCAUACAAGGGGUGCUCCCUUUCUGAUUCGUGAACCGUUGGAUGAUGUUUCGACGGCCGUGAUCCCAUUUUCAGUGUAUUUGAGCUUUCCCAAAAAGAGAACCUCAAACUCUCAAAGGGCUCCCCCCACCACUCCCACACUUCCAGUUUUCCUUCCCUCUCUCUCUCUUCCUCUGGUUUGUUCAUGGCGGUUCUGAAGCAUCACUCUCUCAACAUUUCUGUAGUCUUCUUCUUCUUCUUCUUCUUCUUCUUCAUGGGUUUGUUUUAUGUUGGUCUCUCGGAGUCCAUGUCCUCUGCUUCAGAUGUUGAUCUUAUCUUGGGGGAGAUCAAAGCUUCGCUGCGGGGAAACUCAGAGAAUCUCCUGCUAACGUCAUGGAACUCCUCUGUUCCUCUCUGCCAAUGGCGAGGACUCAAAUGGGCUUUCUCCAAUGGUUCUCCUCUCCUCUGCAACGACCUCUCUUCUCCUCAGUGGACCAACCUGUCCCUUUACAGAGACCCCUCGCUUCAUCUUCUCUCUGUACAGCUCCCAUCUGCGAACCUCACUGGAACAAUUCCGAGAGAACUGAGUGAGCUCUCCACACUUCAAAGCCUUUAUUUGGGCGUCAACUCGUUGUCUGGUACUGUACCACUUGAGCUUGGGUACAGCUCUUCUCUCUCUGAUAUUGAUUUGGGUCACAAUUUGUUGACUGGGUCCUUUCCGCCAUCGCUUUGGAAUCUCUGCGAUGGGCUCGUCUCGCUUCGGCUUCACGGUAAUUCUCUAUCUGGGACUCUUCCUGAGCCUGCAUUACCUAACUCUACUUGCAAGAAUUUGCAGGUUCUUGAUUUGGGUACGAACAAAUUCUCCGGGGAGUUUCCUGAAUUUAUAACUAGGCUUAGUACUCUCAACGAACUUGAUCUUAGUGACAAUAUGUUUGUGGGUUCAAUUCCAGAGGGUUUGGCUGGUUUAAAACUUGAGAAAUUGAACCUUUCUCACAAUAAUUUUAGUGGAGAGUUGCUGGGUUUUGGUGAAUCGAGGUAUGGCGUGGAGGUUUUUGAAGGAAACAAUCCUGAACUUUGUGGGUCUCCUUUGGGGAGUUGCAGGAGAAGCUCUGGAUUGAGCUCUGGUGCCAUUGCGGGUAUUGUGAUCAGUUUGAUGACAGGAGCGGUGGUUUUGGUGUCGUUGUUGAUUGGGUAUGUGCAGGGAAAGAAGAGGAAGGACAGCGAAGAAAAUGAAGAUGAAUUGGACGAUGUAGAAGAUGAUGAAAAUGGUGGUGGAGCUGGUGAGGGAAAGCUUAUAUUGUUUCAGGGUGGGGAGCAUUUGACUUUGGAAGAUGUUUUGAAUGCAACAGGACAAGUUAUGGAGAAGACGAACUAUGGAACAGUUUAUAAGGCAAAGCUUUCUGAUGGUGGAAAUAUUGCUUUGAGGUUGCUUAGAGAAGGUAGUUGCAAGGACAGGAGUUCGUGUUUACCAGUGGUAAAGCAGCUGGGCAGGAUUCGCCAUGAAAAUUUGAUCUCGUUGAGAGCCUUCUAUCAGGGGAAAAGAGGGGAGAAGCUCCUUAUUUAUGACUAUCUUCCUAACAAAUCCCUCCAUGAUCUUUUACACGAAACUAAAGGAGGAAAGCCAAUGCUGAACUGGGCUCGUCGACACAAGAUUGCAUUAGGUGUUGCCAGAGGACUUGCAUUUCUUCAUGCAGGGCUUGAAACGCCAAUUAUUCAUGGGAAUGUGAGAUCAAGAAAUGUACUUGUGGAUGAAUUUUUUGCAGCCAGGCUGACCGAGUUUGGGCUUGACAAGCUAGUCGUUCCAGCUAUCGCUGAUGAAAUGGUGGCACUUGCAAAAACGGAUGGCUACAAGGCACCAGAGCUUCAAAAGAUGAAGAAAUGCAGCUCCCGGACAGAUGUUUAUGCAUUUGGGAUACUGUUGUUGGAGAUUUUAAUUGGGAAGAAACCUGGAAAGAAUGGGAGAGGAAGUGAUUUUGUGGAUUUGCCUUCAAUGGUGAAAGUGGCCGUUUUGGAGGAGACAACAAUGGAGGUUUUUGAUGUGGAGGUAUUGAAGGGAAUAAGGAGUCCGAUGGAAGAUGGGUUAGUGCAGGCGUUGAAGCUAGCAAUGGGUUGCUGUGCUCCAGUGGCUUCAGUUAGACCCACCAUGGAUGAGGUUGUGAAGCAGUUGGAGGAGAAUAGACCAAGGAACAGAUCUGCUUUGUAUAGCCCAACUGAAACAAGAAGUGAAAUUGGUACCCCUUUUUGAGCUUUCUUUUCCGCAUUUGCAUCAGAUUAUGAGUCAGUUGUGUCUCUUUCUUGUUAAAGAGGAGAAUUGUAGUGAAUGUUGAUAAUGUUCAUUUGAAUGAAUGUUGUAUUUCCAAGGAUGGGAAUCAAUUCUAUUUGUAAA